Messenger RNA from Zingiber officinale, 798 nucleotides. Its product is annotated as pentatricopeptide repeat-containing protein At4g16835, mitochondrial-like. Bases 1 to 798 code for a protein of 265 amino acids. Gene Ontology annotation, molecular function: RNA binding; protein binding. Gene Ontology annotation, biological process: RNA modification. The record is from RefSeq and is a predicted model, not a curated record. The transcript has a single exon. Lineage: Eukaryota; Viridiplantae; Streptophyta; Magnoliopsida; Zingiberales; Zingiberaceae.
AUGUGGGUGCUUGGAGAAGCUGCGAAGGUGUUCGACAAAUUCUCCAACAGAGAUGUUGUAACUUGGAAUGUUAUGAUAAUCGGUUGGAUCGAAAGUGAUUGCCCCAAAGAUGCUUGUGGUUGUUUCUUGCAUAUAGUGGGAGAGGGAGUUUCCCUAGAUGAAACCUCCUUUUCUACGUUACUCCAAGAUUUGGCCAUGCUAGCUUCAUGGGGUCAAGGUGCUACAGUCCAUUCCUUGAUAGUAAAAACCAUGUGCGCCCAAAACCAAUGUGUUGGGAGCUCCUUGAUCACCAUGUAUGUAAAAUGCGAUAGCUUAGAAGAUGCAUAUUGGACCUUCAAUGUGGCAAAGGACCAGUUCAAUGUUGUCGCUUGGGCAUCCAUGCUAACUACUUUCCAACAACAUGGGCAUGGAGACAAAGUGAUCAAACUGUUUGAUGAAAUAGUGGAUUUGGAGAUCGACCCAAACUACAUCACAUUCGUUAGUGUUCUUUCAGCUUGCAACCACAAUGGGUUUAUCGACCAGGGAUUCAGGUACUAUGCUUGCAUGGUAGACUUGCUUGGGCGAGCUGGCCUCUUGGAUGAAGCAACACAAUUCAUUGAUGCAAUGCCAAUACAACUUGAUUCGUUUGUGUGGGGUGCUUUGCUUGUAGCUUGUAGGAAGUUUAGGAACUCGGAACUUAGUAGCAAAGUGGCACAAAAGCUCUUUAGGAUCGAAUCCCAUAUGAAACAACCCAGACUCCUUACUCAAGCUCAGAACAUACAAUACCCAUCGAGCACAGGCGACUGUUUUACUACAUAA